CAUCAUGAAUUAUUAGAUUAGUCUACGUUUACGUUCUUCGUCUUCCUCUCUCCGAUCAUUCUCUUCGUCUGAAUCUUUCGCCCCCUCAAAUUCCUUUCCCGUGUCGGUAUCUUGUUGAUUCGAAUGAACUACGACUACCGAACCAGUGCGCAGCAUCCGUCGUACCGGCCGUCGCCGGUGUACGGAAACUCGAUGUAUCCGAGGGUGGCGAGUCAACACGGCCAAGAUGCCUCGGCGGGCCGUCCCACUCCUUCACGCCACACGGCUCCUCUUCCUCCUCUCUCUUCCUCUGCAGAGCUGGGCGUUAGGGUUGCGAUAAAGCCGGAGUGUCGGAUCAAUUCGCCGCCUCUAUUGUCUCCCCAAGUGGCAGAUAUUCCACGAAGCAGUUUCCAGUUUAAUUUCGAUUUUGAAAGAAAAAUUCUCGCCGAAGCAGAGAAGGAAAGCCAGAACUGGAGCAAGAUUGCACCUGAAAAUGUUCCGUCAAGAGCUUCAAGAUCAUGUCCUUCCCCGAGUCCGGGUCCUAGAGAAGAUCCGAUCCUGAGCAAAUAUCUUGCUUCGGGACUUAGCAGGGAAGCUGUUCCUUUUGCAGUCUCAGCUCAUGGGGACAAUCCAGCUAAGGUUCGAGAAUUUGUCAAUGGUUACACUCUCCUGCGGGAAAUGGGAUUUCCUUCUACCAGCAUUGCUGAAGCCUUAAUCAUGUAUGAAAAUGACACGGACAAGGCCCUAGCUCACUUCCUCAACAGCUCUUCUUGAUCUGAUCAAAGCUCACUUCCUCAACAGCUCUUCUUGAUCUGAUCAAAGUGGUGUUGUUGGAACCACUGCCAUUGUGCUCUGCUGAAGAAGGUUUCAGUUUCUUGUAGAUGGAAUGCAGUGUGAGCGUGAGUUAUUGGAGAUAUACAUCCUUAGCUCUCUCUUUUUUUUGGUUUUGGCUUCAAGAUGGAAGCCUCAAUCCGUUGAUUCCCUCCUUGCUUAUACUUUUUUGUGGAUGAAAAUUCAACGGUUUCUUGAUUAAUAGAAGUUGGUUUGUUCAUCCCCUUA
Punica granatum (pomegranate) is the source of this 1038-nucleotide messenger RNA. NCBI's taxonomy places the organism in Eukaryota, Viridiplantae, Streptophyta, Magnoliopsida, Myrtales, Lythraceae. The record is from RefSeq and is a predicted model, not a curated record.